AUGGAGCAGCCGCAGCUGCUGGUGCUGGAUGAGCCUACAAACCACCUGGACCAGCUGCCGGUUGUCAAAUCAAAGCCACGGGUGAAGGACAUCUACUCUAUCGAGGCGCUGUCAGUGGCUUUGGCUGAGUUUAAAGGGGCCGUCUUGCUCAUCACACACAACCGCGAUGUUCUCCGGAAGGUGGCAAAGGACACCAUCCCCUUGACCUGUAUCCAUGAAACCUGCACGGUUGCCAGCAAAUCCCUGAACUAUGCCCCGUAUGCCCGCGCAUACAAUGCCAACUUCCCAAGGCAAUUGUUCCUAG
Messenger RNA from Symbiodinium pilosum, 304 nucleotides. The record is from the annotation of a GenBank genome assembly. NCBI's taxonomy places the organism in Eukaryota, Dinophyceae, Suessiales, Symbiodiniaceae.